This is a messenger RNA of Drosophila innubila, 852 nucleotides long. RefSeq lists its product as uncharacterized. NCBI's taxonomy places the organism in Eukaryota, Metazoa, Arthropoda, Insecta, Diptera, Drosophilidae. The transcript is spliced from 5 exons. Bases 1 to 852 code for a protein of 283 amino acids. The record is from RefSeq and is a predicted model, not a curated record.
AUGAUGCCAGUGGAAAUGGUCCAAAAUAAGGAAUUGCACUCCUACCUCAAGCGAUUGGAAAAUUACAAAGCGGAAAUCAAAGAAUCUUCUAAUAAUAUACAGUUUAAAAUCAAGAAAGAAUCUGGCAGACAUGUGCCGAUUCAUGGAUUUAAUUCUGACGGAGAAAUACCGUUCGCGUCCAAUGCUUGUGAAUUUGUAUCAGAGCCCACUGGUAUUGCUGGAAUUUAUGCACGCACCUCAAUAGCCAAAGGUGAAGUCGUCAUUGCAGAGAAUCCGCAUUACUUUCAAUUCAGCGCGCCUUUUAUGAAUUGUGCAGUGUGUGCAGUUUAUCGAGAUCAUCUUUACACUUGCAGCAAUUGCCGAUAUGUUAGCUACUGUUCAUUGGCGUGCAUGCGAUCGGAUUGGAAUGAGCACAAAUUUGAAUGUUAUGGCUACAAAAUUGGCUUAAUACAAAUGCUGGAAGCGACGAUUCUAUUUAGAUGCUUUUUACAAGCUGCCCAAUAUUUGUUGCCGGCCAUUGUUAAUUUUACACAAAAGAAUGGGCCAAUUCGUGAUGCAACUGCUGCAUGGAAUUUUAUAGUGCAACACUCAUUGUCAGAUCAAACAAAAAAAACUAUAAUCAGAGAAUAUUUGUCCAAACAACCAAAUGGAAAGUUUUUGACAAACACAAAGUGUCGCCAGUUGAUGACCACCUCUCUUCGUCUGGCUGUCUUUGUACAUAACGAUAUAAAUAUAAAAGAGACUUGGUUUGGUCAGCUGGAACUGACCAAAGAUGAUAGCAUUAGACUGAUUGCCGCACUGUUUAUGCGUUUAAGAAAGUAUGGAAUCGACAAAGUUUUCGAUAAGCCAUAA